Striga asiatica is the source of this 1407-nucleotide messenger RNA. The record is from the annotation of a GenBank genome assembly. Lineage: Eukaryota; Viridiplantae; Streptophyta; Magnoliopsida; Lamiales; Orobanchaceae.
CUAUUUUGAUUUUUCUCCGUAUGUAAUAUUUACAUACAUUUACACAUAUAUAUAAGCGUAAACUCUCCCUCUUUUAGAGAGAGAAAAUCGGACAAAGAGAGAGAAAUCAGCUCAGAGAAAAAUCCGCGAGUUAAAGAGACAAACACUCAGCGAGAGACGAGAUGGAAUCUUUCGACGCGUAUGGCAUGGACGGCGACGCGCCGGCGCGUUCGUUCGACGACGGCGGGUACACCAGCUACGACGAUUCCUACGCCGCCUUCUCCUCCGCCGAGACGCCGCCGUUUUCGGCUCCAGCUUACACUCCGGAGUACGGCGAAGCCGAGGAGGUGCCAGCGGGCCACGCGAACAGCUCCGAUCCGUUCGGAUUCGGCUCGGACCCUCCCCAGCCGUUCGGAUUGGCUGGUUCUGUCCCGAUCUCGAACGGCAAUGGAGGCUCGCCUUAUAACCUAGGGGAAGAUUCGGAAGGAAUUUUCAGAUCCGACGGCCCGAUUCUUCCUCCUCCGAGUGAAAUGAACGAGGAAGGAUUAGCUCUUCGUGAAUGGCGGAGGUUGAACGCCAUUCGUCUAGAGGAGAAGGAGAAGAAGGAAAAGGAAAUGCGAAACCAGAUCAUAGAAGAAGGCGAGGAGUACAAAAAAGCUUUCUACGAGAAAAGAAAGCUCAAUAUAGAGACCAACAAGACCACCAAUCGGGAGAGAGAAAAGCUAUUCCUUGCCAGCCAAGAAAAAUUCCACAAGGAGGUCGACAAGCAGUAUUGGAAGGCUAUAGCCGAGCUCAUCCCAAAUGAGGUGCCCAACAUCGAGAAAAGAGGGAAAAAGAAGGACCAGGACAAAAAGCCAUCGAUCACAGUCAUCCAAGGUCCCAAGCCCGGUAAACCAACCGAUCUUUCGAGGAUGCGUGGAAUAUUGGUGAAGCUCAAGCACAAGCCGCCGCCUCACAUGGUGCCACCGCCAUCUGUUCCCGCCAAAGAUGAAAAAGACGGGAAAAACACGAAAAAUGGUAAGGAGAAUGCGGCCGAUGCUGGAAAAGAAGCAGCAGCUCAACCUGUCAAAGGCUCUUCUAACGGGGUUGCUACACAAACGGCUGAUGAGAAGCAAGAUAGCUAAAUGGAUUUUUUUGAUUGGGUGCUAGUAUUAUAUUACGAGAAUUUCUGUUUUGUACUUUGUAUUUUUAUUUUUUUUUCCUGUCUGGUAUUUUUAUCAUGAAGAUUUCUCGUUCAUAUGCAUGCAUGUUUGGUUAAUAAUUUGCUGGUACGAGGAAUUAGGCUGAUCUGUUCGUUUCUGUUCUGGGUUUUAAGACAAUGGAGUUUUAUAUUAUUUGUGCUGUGAUGAUUUGUUAAAUGUUCUAUUUGUGAUUAUUAUUUGUUUUUGUUAUUGUUUUUUGAAUGGCCGACAUCUUCACAACAAUUCG